AUGAUCACCGCUCGGUCACCUUAUCAAGUGUAUAAGGCGGCGGACGUUAAGGGAACCGUCACCGACUUCAACUCUCUGCCGCCUGAGGAGGUACUGCCGUACAAGAUCACAUCCUCGGAGGAGACAUUGGUGGCGUCACUCUCUGUUGUCGAGCGAAGCGAGGAACAGCGAGGCAAGUACGCCGUCUCAGCCCUGCACGCCGCGAGGGUCUACGUCUGUGACCUCAUCAGCUACAUUCCCCUGUCCGCCCGCUCGCAGACGGCCAAGAGAGUCGAGAUUAACACUGACGCGAUUGUACGCACUGUCGUGCUGUUUGCCACCAACACAGGACUCCUUCAAAGUGUUAAAAACAUCGUUCUUGCGAACGCCUCAGGGGCGCACAUAUCGCUGAAGGAUCUCUCGGAUCUAGAAGGCGUGCUGAACGCGAUGGAAAAGGAGCACCGGCAGAAAGCGAAAGGCGCUGGGGAGAAGGUGGACAUGCUGCGCAAGGUUGCGCCAGAGCCGAUGAUCGUCCCCUCCAGCCCAGCGACGUCGAAAGGUGCGACAGCGUUGGCCACAGGCGAGGACGGCGGUGGCGCCGCGCAGAAUUCCACAGGGUCUUUGCGGCAGCGUCGCCGGCGCUCACAGUCUACCGACGGCCCUGCCGCCAACGCAGACGCACAUGGAGAUGCCGCGGCACUCAAGGUGGCGAAGAUCGAGGUGGACGGAGACAAUACUCCUCUCGCCGCUGCGUAUGCGCCAACGCCAUCUAGCGGGCUCAAGAGUCUGCGCACCGGCCGAGGCGGCGGUCUAGUGUGGGGCCGCCUCCGCAGCCUAACAAACAACGAAAAGAAGGUCGUCGCGAUGCUGCACUCCACGAUUCAGGUGCUGGGGCAUAUCUUCGCGACCAAGUUCAACGACCUCGUCCCCAUCUUCGACACGCUUCAGAAGCAACUCAGAAUGGCACAAGCCGUCAUGGAUGCCGAGCGCGCACAGUACGAAGCAAGGACGGACAAAAGAGCCUUAGAGCCGUUUCACGGGGUCACCCUGGAUGCCGUGCAGCUUGCUCUAGAGCAGUCGAGCGACACAUUCCGCAACGACGAGGAGUGCCGCUACGAGCUCGAUGAGGACCUCUUGCACCCCAUCGCCCACGCCUGCCUGAGUGUCAUCAACCACAUUGAGGGCUUCUUGACUGAGCCAUUCAAGGGCCCGACGCCGGAGGAGUUGGCAAGGAAGCAGCUGCUGCGUGAUGCCGCACGGGCCAAGCGCGACGAGGCGAAGCGUCGGGUUCUUGAAAAGGCGGAAGCCAAGGCGGAGCUGGAGCGCAAAAAAGAGGAAGAGCGGCAGCUGAUGCGGCGGCGACUUGGCGACGGCAGUGACGAGUACGAGGAAGACCUUCAAGAAGACACCACGCUCGUCACCCCGUCUACGUUAGGGUACGUGGCGUACGAUGCGGAGCUACCGCUUGGCACUCCUGAACUCUUUGAAAAGGCGCUGUAUAUAUGGGGCAUGCUCGUCUCAGUGCCACGUGCGCUCAGUCUGUCACAGAUGCGAUUUACUACCUUCCUGAAAGGAAUCGAGUGUGAGGACCAGGACGCGAAUGGGCUGAUGGAGGAGGUGACCAAGUGUCUGCUCAACGUUUCGAUAGAUAACCUGCGCUUCCGCUCUCCCGAGGCGCCGCGUAUCAUGACGCGCGGCAAGAACUGGUUCGAUGCCCUUGUCGAGUUUGUCGGAGUGUCAAGUGGAAACAAAAAGAAGCGACGGCAGCAGCAACGCCGUGCCUCUAGUACCGAGGAGGAUGAGGAAGAAAGCGACGAGGAGGAUGACAGCGACGGCGAGAGCGAUGUAGCCUCCUCGAUAUCGUCUUCGCCAUCUUCCUCUGCGUCAAAAGGGAACGACGCCAACACGUCAGCUGAAGAGGGGGGCUCACGGCUCGAGGAGAACCCAGCAGCUGCCGGGGCGGAGGGAGUCGAAAGCGCCGCUGAGGCGGUUGCGGAAGAGGAGGUGGAUACAGACCCGUUCUUGCUGGAGCUGAAGAUAACAAUGAUGAAGAUAGCAGAGCUACGUUCCUUGGCGUCUUGGGGAAACGUCGACGUUAUUGAUCGCCUUAAUCUGCUUCAGUUCUGCGUGCUAGAGGCACUGAGCAGCGACGGCGUGCGCAGCGAAGCAGACCGUCUUGAGAAGGACCGCGAAGAUGAAACGUUGAACGUUGAGAAGAAGCUAAAGGAGAUUCGUGAGGAAGCGGAGAAGGAGUUAAAGGCGCUGUUGCGCACGUUGCCGCCAGUGACUACCACAACUGCCCGCAAUACGAAAAAAAUGCCAAGGAGCAAGCGAAAGACCGAGUCAGUGAAGACGGAGGACGACCAGGGCUCCAGCAACGCCGAGGAUGGCAAGCAGGACGGUGACGAGGCUGAGGUCUGUCAAGAAGCGAAGGCAAAGGCCGCAGGGGAGGGGGCGGAGAGGACUUUUGAGGCCGAGCGGGAAGCUAUCCUCAAGGGUGUCGAUCGCAAGCGCGAGGAGAUCUAUGCACGAUUGCUCAGCUUGCAGGAUGGCAAUGACCACGGCGCCAUUAUCGAGCCGCUUGGCAUGGACCGCUAUCGGCGCCUUUAUUGGCGUUUUCCAAUGGAGCGGGAAGUUUACGUGCAAAGCGUACCCCAUCUCACGGCCGCCGGAUUCCCUGUCCUGACCGAGCCACCGGAACUCAAGCAGCGCCGUGCCCCCUCGCGGCCACUUCUUCUGGAUGAGGAGGAAAGAUCAUUGCAGGGCCGGCGACGGCGUGAUGACCGAGGUUCAACCGCGGCGAGCGAUCCGACUGACGUCAAUGACGACAAGAGUGCAGUUCAGACUAUGUGGGGUUUUAUUCCCUGCAACUACCUCGGGACCUUUCUGCAGACUCUGGACCGUCGCGGGGAGCGGGAGGCCCCGCUGCGGCACGCACUAGAGAUGGUGGAGCCGUACCUGACAACUUUGGAAGAGCCACGAGAAGUGCGUGAGACACGGGCACGCGCGCACAUGUUUGGCUACUUGAACCGCCUGAAGGCCGACUUCACGUACUGA
This is a messenger RNA of Leishmania braziliensis MHOM/BR/75/M2904, 3036 nucleotides long. RefSeq lists its product as hypothetical. NCBI's taxonomy places the organism in Eukaryota, Euglenozoa, Kinetoplastea, Trypanosomatida, Trypanosomatidae. The record is from RefSeq and is a predicted model, not a curated record. The transcript has a single exon. The coding region runs from base 1 to 3036 and encodes 1011 amino acids.